UUUAGUAGUAGUUAAGCAUUCGUUUAGUACACUAUUUGUUUUAAAUAAAUAAUGAAUUCCGUAAAAUUAUUUAUCAGAAUGAUGAGUCAAGCUCAAAAAUGGGAGCCUUUGAAGAAUGUCGGUAUUAUCGGAGUGCCAUUCGAGAAGGGGCAAAAGAAGUACGGUGUGAGCGUUGCCCCGGCAGCUAUGAGAUCUGCUGGCUUGAUAAACCAUCUUCAAACAAUAGACGGUCUGGAUGUCAAGGAUUACGGAGACAUUGACACGACGACAACUGAGGCCGAAGUGAAGGUGGACAACAUGAGCCAUCUCUCUCAGGUAUCGGCCUGUAACAAGAAACUGUCGGAGCGCGUGUCACAAGUGCUCAAGGACGGAAGAGUGGCUGUCACCAUCGGUGGAGAUCAUUCUAUAGGGGUUGGCACAGUAGACGGACACUAUAAAGUGAACCAAGACAUGAUCCUGAUCUGGGUGGACGCGCACGCAGACAUUAAUACCAACAAGACGUCGGGCUCCGGGUCUGUACACGGCAUGCCCGUCGCGCUACUCGUAAAAGAGCUGGCAGAUUACUGGCCCUACCUACCCACCAUGGAUUGGCAAGUGCCCAAGUUUUCAAUUAAGAACCUGGGAUACAUAGGACUCCGAUCCGUAGAUGAAUAUGAAAGAUUAGCGAUCGAAAAAUAUAAAGUACCGGCCUUUGCAAUGGAAGAUAUUGAGGAACAUGGCAUAAGGAAAUCUAUUCAGCAUAUAUUGAACGUUUUAGAUCCUGAAAUGAAAAAACCGAUUCAUGUGAGCUUUGACAUCGAUUCCUUAGACGCGCUAGAAGCACCCAGCACGGGAACACCAGUGAGAGGUGGACUUUCUCUUCGAGAAGCAAUUAACUUGAUGGAAAUAAUACAUGCGACGGGAAGACUACGAGCUAUUGACUUAGUGGAAAUAAAUCCAGCGCUCGGCAACGAUUAUGACAGAAAGCGCACAAUAGAAGCAGGUCUGUGCGUCCUGAAGGCAGCUUUGGGGUUCUCCAGACGAGGCACUGCGCCUCGAGGCGUCCUAGACUUGCCAGUACAAACGCACCAUUAAGUUUUAUAGGGACAAAUUCAGUUAAACUAAGAAGUGGUGGGAACCAACGACGGCAAAGAUUUGUGCAAAAAUUUGGGUGCUAGUUUUUUUUUUUA
Papilio machaon (common yellow swallowtail) is the source of this 1169-nucleotide messenger RNA. It is a transcript of the gene arg, whose product is annotated as arginase, hepatic. The transcript has 6 exons. Gene Ontology annotation, molecular function: arginase activity; manganese ion binding. The record is from RefSeq and is a predicted model, not a curated record. Gene Ontology annotation, cellular component: cytosol; nucleus; cytoplasm. The coding region runs from base 52 to 1074 and encodes 340 amino acids. NCBI's taxonomy places the organism in Eukaryota, Metazoa, Arthropoda, Insecta, Lepidoptera, Papilionidae.